AUGCAAUCAAUGAAUGUACAGCAUCAGGUUAUGCCUGGCCAUGAGCAGAUGAUGCCGCAGAGAGAUCCUCAGAACAUGAAUAUGAUGCAGAACUACUCGCCACACAUGGGCAGGGCGCGCAUGAAUGUACAGCAGCCUAACUUUCCUAUGCAAAGUAUGAUGCAGGAUGUUGGGAAUCCAUAUUUGAAUGCGCAGGAGCAGGAUAUGAACAAGAGACAGAUGCAGCAGAAUAUGCCUAUGAAUAUACAGCCACAGCUACAGAUGCAACACCAGAAUCAGAAUUUCAAUAUUAGUACUCCUGUGAACGCUUCCAUGCCACCUGGUCUAAAUCUAUACCAACAGCAACAGCAACAACAGCAACAACAGCAACAACAGCAGCAACAGCAACAACAGCAGCAACAGCAACAGCAACGACAAGGUCAAGGUCAGGGUCAGCAGAAUCAGCAGAAUCAGCAGCAGCAACAACAGCAACAACUUGGUCAACAACAAAUCCCACAACAAUCUCAGAAUCAAGGCUCUAUUGGUGUCAAUCCUGCAUUGACCAAUGUGCCAAAGCAAAUGGGUGCGGCAGCAAACGCUCUGCCAGGAGCUGCAUCCGCACUGCCACCUAUGAUCCUCCCACCGCCAAACCACUUGUUCGUCAGAGAUGUAUGGAAGGGCAAUUUAUACCGUGAAUUUGCUUCUAUUAGACGCCUUGUUCAACAAUACAACCAUAUUUCAAUAAGUACAGAAUUUGUCGGCACCACUGCACGUCCUAUUGGUAACUUUAGAUCGAAGGCAGAUUAUCACUAUCAGACUAUGAGAGCAAAUGUGGAUUUCCUGAAUCCAAUUCAACUAGGUUUAUCCCUAAGUGACGAAAAUGGUAAUAAGCCAGAUAACGGUCCAUCUACAUGGCAAUUCAACUUCGAGUUUAAUCCAGAGAAAGAAAUGGUGUCAAAGGACUCUCUUGAGCUUCUUACAAAGUCUGGCAUUAAUUUCGAACAGCAUCAAACCAUGGGUAUAGAUCAACUAGAGUUUGGUCAGUUACUAAUGGAUUCAGGAUUGGUCUUGGACCCUGAAGUUACUUGGGUCACAUACCAUGCUGCCUACGACCUCGGCUUCCUAAUCAACAUCCUAAUGAACAACUCGAUGCCAAAUAACAAGGAUGAUUUCGAGUGGUGGGUGCAUAAGUAUCUGCCAAACUUCUACGACUUGAAUCUAGUCUACAAAGCCAUUCAGGACUUCAAGCAACCAAACCAGCAACAACAGUAUACACUUACCUCACUGGCAGACGACCUAGGUAUUCCAAGGUUCUCCAUUUUUACAACUACAGGUGGUCAGAGCUUGCUGAUGCUUCUAUCUUUCUGCCAAUUGGCAAAAGUCUCACUCAACAAACUACCAAAUGGCGCUGAUUUGAUAUCCUACCGUAACAUAAUCUACGGCAUCGAUGGAGAGUAG
Nakaseomyces glabratus is the source of this 1437-nucleotide messenger RNA. RefSeq names its product CCR4-NOT core DEDD family RNase subunit POP2 (gene POP2). The record is from RefSeq and is a predicted model, not a curated record. Gene Ontology annotation, cellular component: P-body; CCR4-NOT complex; CCR4-NOT core complex. Gene Ontology annotation, molecular function: poly(A)-specific ribonuclease activity; nucleic acid binding. Lineage: Eukaryota; Fungi; Ascomycota; Saccharomycetes; Saccharomycetales; Saccharomycetaceae.